Messenger RNA from Lathyrus oleraceus (garden pea), 2035 nucleotides. RefSeq lists its product as uncharacterized. The record is from RefSeq and is a predicted model, not a curated record. The coding region runs from base 407 to 1876 and encodes 489 amino acids. The transcript has 6 exons. NCBI's taxonomy places the organism in Eukaryota, Viridiplantae, Streptophyta, Magnoliopsida, Fabales, Fabaceae.
UUCUUUCCCACUCUUUCCUUUUCACUCACAAACGUUCAUUCACACAAAAGCUCCAAAAUCUCAUUUUCUAAAACAAACCCUAUACUUCAAAAUUCCCCAUAUGCAAACACACUCCGCAAAACCCUAACUUUUUUCUUCAAAUUUUUAGAUCAGUGUUUGAUUUGUAUUCAAUUCAUCUUCGAUUUUUCAAGGUGAAAUUGUUGGGGGCGUGAUUACUUCUCUUCUGAUGUAUGAUUUCCAAUCAUUUACACCUAAUUUUUCUUAUUCAAUUUCCCAUAUUUUUCUCCCUUAUGAUGUGUUUUUCAUAUGCUGCUUCAAUUGCCUGAGAUUUCGUCUUAAAAUUUGAUACUUCUGUGAAUCUAUCUGCUGUUGAGAGAAAAAUAUUUUCAAUUUUCAAUUUUCAAGUAUGGGAGAUCGUCAUAGAGCUCUUUCCUUUGAUGAAUUACCUUCAUAUUUGCUUUUGGAAAUUAUGUGUUCAGGGAAGCUCAGUGCUAUUGACCUAAUUUGUUUGGAAUUUACUUCAAAAGCCUUUGGUGCUACUAAUGGCUUGUGCCCUUCUAAAUUUAACUCAUUGGUAGACUAUGCUGCAUUUCAAUUGUGUGGCUCUCAUGCCAUCUUUUGUAAGAUGAGUUUGAAUUCUCAAAAGGAGUUGUAUGAUCGAUGCGGCGGAAAGUGGAAGCGGGUUUUGAGGUUCUUGCAGUCUGUGGAACAAGCCUCUGGUGUGGUUGAGACACCAUCAGGAAGUAUGCAAAUAACAACAGGAAAGUAUCACACCUUAGCGAUCAGCAACUCCUCGGUCUAUUCAUGCGGUUCUAGCUUGUGUGGUGCACUUGGUCAAGGCUCUGAAACAACACAGCUUCCAGCAUUGGCCCAAAUCGACUUCCCACCUCUGGCACGUGUCGCACAUGUGUCGGCCUCCUAUAACCAUGCAGCUUUUGUUAUGCAAUCUGGAGAGGUGUUCACGUGUGGAGAUAAUUCGUAUUUCUGCUGUGGUCAUAGAGAUACAAAUCGAGCAAUUUUCAGGCCACGUCUUGUUGAAUCCUUAACGGGGAUUCCUUGCAAGCAGGUUUCAACAGGGCUAAACUUCACCGUCUUCCUCACUAGGCAAGGUCAUGUGUAUACUUGCGGAAACAACUCGCACGGCCAACUUGGUCUUGGCGACACUCAGGACAGACCAAUAGCCAAAAUGGUUGAAGUCCUCGCUAACAUAGGCCCUGUUGUUCAGGUUGCAGCCGGAUCAAACUAUAUCUUAUCUGUAACAGAAGAUGGAUCAGUAUACUCCUUUGGAUCAGGUUCUAAUUUCUGUCUCGGUCACGGUAGUCAACACGACGAGUUGUUUCCUCGUUGCAUACAGAAAUUUAGAAGAAAAGGUAUUCAUGUUGUCCGCGUAUCUGCUGGGGACGAGCAUGCAACCGCACUUGAUUCAAAUGGAAUUGUAUAUACAUGGGGUAAGGGAUAUUGUGGUGCUUUAGGCCAUGGUGAUGAGAUUGAGAAGACAAGACCAGAGAUCUUGUCUAGUCUCAAGAAUCACGUGGCCGUUCAGGUGUGUGCAAGAAAGAGAAAAACCUUUAUUCUACUUGAAUCAGGUUUGGUUUACGCAUUUGGUUCGAUGGGAUUUGGCAGCCUAGGAUUUUUAGACAGAAGAGUAAAUGACAAAAUCUUAAAGCCAAGACUGUUAACCACAUUGAGAUCUUUCCAUGUUUCUCAAAUCAGCACUGGCCUUUACCACACUGUGGUUGUCACUAACCAUGGCCAAAUAUUUGGGUUUGGUGACAAUGAAAGAGCUCAGCUGGGUCAUGAUUCUUUGAGAGAAUGCACUGAACCAACUGAGAUUUUCAUAGAAAAAUCAAAUGAAGAUUAUGAUUCUAUUUAUUAAAGCUGACAAGUAAAGAACAAUCACGUCUUUUCUGUUGUAAAAGUUUAAUGUUUUUAUACUACGUAUUCAGAAGUUAUAAACAAAUAAUGACAGUAACAUGGAAGAUUGUAACAAGAACCAUUUUUCAAUAAGUUGAAGAGUGUGUUUUAAUUUAGUUCA